Molecule: messenger RNA, 936 nt
Organism: Huiozyma naganishii CBS 8797
Lineage: Eukaryota; Fungi; Ascomycota; Saccharomycetes; Saccharomycetales; Saccharomycetaceae
Gene: RMR1
Product: Rmr1p
Exons: 1
Coding region: 1-936 (311 amino acids)
Source: RefSeq, a predicted model, not a curated record
AUGGUGAACUUGUUGGUACCGCAGGAUGAGGUUAAUGUUGACGAGAACGACAUUGGCGUGACUUUAGAGGAAACAGCAGGACAGACAGGUCAAUCUCUGGUAGGCUUCUCACCCACCAUUGGCAGUGAAGAUGGUAGUAGCGACGACGAUAUGGGAAGAGAUGAGGAUGCUAUGAGGCGUGCUGCGCAUCAAUUGCUUAGACGGGAAAACUCUAAAGUUGUAAUACGGUAUAAAGAUGACAGGAUGCUGCUAUUUGACUGUAGCAGCGAUCAAGACAGUGAACCAGAGGGAAGUGAUGACGACGAGGGCAAUGGCAACAAAUCCACGUAUCCUAUAAUAUGUCAAAACAGUGACAUAUCACAUAGUCCCUGCAACAUGUUGAUGGCUGCAAUACGGUCCUUCUUACAGACCUACUAUGGACCUCUACAAUUUGCAAGCAAUGAGAUUAUGCUGUGCAUACCGUUACUCGACAUCACGAUAUGUGAAGAUAACGCUUAUAAUAAUCAAGUCUCGUUUGACGACAUACUGACGAUAUUUGACAUUUUAAGGGAAAGAUCCAAGGAAAAGGAAGAAGCUAAUGUGCCAACCCAUCUAGAAGCUGAGAUCAAGCUAAGACCUAGAUUUGUGGCUAGGUACAAUGCCCUCGUUGAGUUAACGGAUAGUUCAGCGACCUUGAAUAACAUCAAACCGUUUUCGAAUGAUAGUGGGCAUCCGCUGGUGCUGGACGAUUCAGGUCCACAAACGACAAAGGAAGUGGAGGUCAUGGAUUUGGAUGAUGAUGAUGACGACGAGGAUGAGGGGAGGGGCAGACCCUCUAAUGAAGAGAAAAAGACCAACGAGAUGUUUGUAAGGGAUAGUGAUUCUGAUGAACUGCUAGAAAUAGUGUCUGAUGAAGGUGAAAUAAAUAAAAACGCGGAAAACGAAGAAGUUGUCUAG